GGUUCAGCAAAGCAUUUCCCUGCUGCCUGCCCGCAAAGUCGCUUCCCGCUGGGCCGCGCUUUGUUCUCGCAGUAGCAGAGCGGGCAGCACCGCCAAUCCCGUGGCUCACGGGGUUCUGCCCCUCCGGCGCCGUCCCCGUCAGCGCAAUGCGUCCCCCACGGCCCGGGCCGUGACGGAGGACGGCGGGGCCGGAGCUGAUGGCCAUGGGACGCUGCGGCGCGAGGGCAUGGCAGGAGCUGCUGGUGCUGCUGGGCGGGCUGUGGAUGUGGAGCAGCGGCGCGCAGCCACCCCCCCCAGCCCCACGCGCAGCUCCGUGCCGCCGCUGAAGUUCCGUCUGGCUGGGUAUCCCCGCAAGCACAACGAGGGCCGGAUUGAGGUGUUCUACAAUGAGGAGUGGGGCACCAUCUGCGACGAUGACUUCACGCUGGCCAACGCGCAGGUGCUGUGCCGGCAGCUCGGCUUCGUGGGCGCCACCGGCUGGGCCCACAGCGCCAAGUAUGGCAAAGGAGUCGGGCGGAUCUGGUUGGACAACGUGAACUGUGCGGGGAACGAGAAGAGCAUCAGGGACUGCAAACACCGCGGCUGGGGGAACAGCGACUGCAGCCACGAGGAGGAUGCAGGCGUCAUCUGCAAGGAUGAGCGCAUCCCAGGCUUCAAAGACUCCAAUGUCAUCGAGACGGAGCAGAGCCACGUGGAGGAGGUCCGUCUGCGUGCGGUGGUGUCGGGGGCCCAGCGGCGGCUGCCAGUGACAGAGGGCAUCGUGGAGGUGCGCUACAAGGAUGGCUGGGCACAGAUCUGCGAUGAGGGCUGGGACAGCAAGAACAGCCGCGUCAUCUGCGGCAUGAUGGGCUUCCCCACUGAGAAGAAGGUGAACAGGAACUUCUACAAGCGGCUGAAGCGUGCAGCCAGGACGAGGGGCCGGAGCACGAGGCCAGGCAGGAGGCUGGCCUCCAAAUCUCAGCCUAAACAAAAGCGCAGGGAGGACUUAGGGUCCAGGAAGAGGCUGUUUGCAGAGCGGCAGCAGCUCAACUACCGCCUGCACUCGGUGUCCUGUACAGGGACAGAGGUGCACAUCUCCAUGUGCACGUUCCAGUUCUACCGGGGCAACUCCUCAGCAGCCUGCAGCACUGGCAUGCCCGCUGUUGUCAGCUGCCUGCCUGGGCCCCUCUUUGCCACCGGCAGCGCCCAGAAGAAGAAGCAGCGCCAGCAGCAGCAGAGCCAGCCGCGGAUCCGGCUGAAAGGCGGUGCCAAGGCUGGGGAGGGCCGUGUCGAAGUGCUGAAGAACAACGAGUGGGGCACAAUCUGCGAUGACCGCUGGAAUCUGCUGUCUGCCAGCGUGGUGUGCCGCGAGCUGGGCUUUGGCAGCGCCAAGGAGGCCCUCACCGGGGCGCGCAUGGGCCAAGGGACGGGGCCCAUCCACCUGAAUGAGGUGCAGUGCCUGGGCACUGAGAAGUCCCUCUGGAGCUGCCCCUUCAAGAACAUCACGCAGGAGGACUGCAAGCACACGGAGGACGCGGCCGUGCGCUGCAACAUCCCCUACAUGGGCUACGAGAACCUGAUUCGGCUGAGCGGGGGCCGGAGCCGCUUCGAGGGGCGCGUGGAGGUGGCGGUGGGGGCUGCAGAAGGGGACGAGCCGCGCUGGGGCCUGGUGUGCGGCGAAGGCUGGGGUACGCUGGAGGCGAUGGUCGCCUGUCGCCAGCUGGGGCUGGGAUUCGCUAACCACGGCUUGCAAGAAACGUGGUACUGGGAUGCCAGCAACGUGACGGAGAUGGUGCUGAGUGGGGUGAAGUGCGCCGGCCACGAGCUGUCCCUGAACCACUGCCAGCACCACGGCAGCAGCCUGAACUGCAGGAACACGGGAACGCGCUUCGCCGCGGGCGUCAUCUGCUCUGAAACCGCCUCCGACCUGCUGCUGCACGCCCCGCUGGUGCAGGAGACGGCGUACAUCGAGGACCGCCCGCUGCACAUGCUGUACUGCGCCGCCGAGGAGAACUGCCUGUCCAGCUCAGCCCGCCACGCCAACUGGCCCUACGGGCACCGCCGUCUGCUCCGCUUCUCCUCCCAGAUCCACAACAACGGCCGCGCUGACUUUCGCCCCAAGGCUGGGCGGCACUCCUGGGUCUGGCACGAGUGUCACCGGCACUAUCACAGCAUGGACAUCUUCACCCACUACGACAUCCUGACUCCCAACGGCACCAAGGUGGCUGAGGGGCACAAAGCCAGCUUCUGCCUUGAGGACACCGAGUGCGAGGAAGAUGUGGCCAAGCGGUACGAGUGUGCCAACUUUGGGGAACAGGGCAUCACGGUGGGCUGCUGGGACCUGUACCGGCACGACAUUGACUGCCAGUGGAUUGACAUCACCGACGUCAAGCCAGGCAACUACAUCCUGCAGGUCGUGAUCAACCCCAACUUUGAGGUGGCAGAGAGCGACUUCACCAACAACGCCAUGAAAUGCAACUGCAAGUACGACGGGCACCGCAUCUGGGUGCACAGCUGUCACAUCGGUGACGCGCUCAGCGAGGAGGCCAGCAAGCGGUUCGAGCAGUACCCGGGGCAGCUGAACAACCAGAUCUCAUAGGGCCCGGGGAGACGCCAUCUCCCUCUUUCACCCUGCGUGCAGGAGGAAGCUGCUGUGGGGCUGGCAGGGGCUCACACAGCCCCAUCACAGCCUGCACUGCGCGAGGGACUGCCCAGGACUCACUGCCGGGGCUGGGGGCCCUGAGCACGGCACCUCCAGCCCUUGACCACUGGCCAGAUGCUGCACCCCGGCUCGGGCUGCAGCACAAGGGUACGAUCCAGAGAGGCCCCACCACCCCAGCUGUGCCUCUCCUGCUCCCCAGCCCCAGUUCCUCUCACCUUGCUCCACCUUCUCUGGGGCUCUGCCCGCCUCCAGCAGCAGGACCCCACCCGGGGACCCCGAUCCCUGCUCGGGGCCGGCCGCCCUCGCGCCCCAGCAGCCCCAUCUCCAGACAGUGUGGCUGCCCUGCACAGCAGUGCUGCCAUUGGCUGCCCGGCAGCAUUUCCCACACCCAUGUCUUAGUCGUAAUUUUAUUUUCUUGAUAAAGAUGUCAGUUCUAUA
Meleagris gallopavo (turkey) is the source of this 3079-nucleotide messenger RNA. Lineage: Eukaryota; Metazoa; Chordata; Aves; Galliformes; Phasianidae. The record is from RefSeq and is a predicted model, not a curated record.